UUUUACCUCCUCCUCCUCCUCCUCUCUUCCCCGCCUGUUAUCGCCGUCUUCAAUCGCCGCCGAUGGAUUGGCAAGGACAAAAGCUCGUGGAACAAUUGAUGCAGAUACUGCUUGUGAGCUUUGCUGUGGUAGCAUUCUUCACAGGCUAUAUGUUGGGCUCAUUCCGAACUAUGCUGUUAACAUACGCUGGUGGUGUUGUCUUUACGGCCCUUGUCACCAUACCUAACUGGCCUGUCUAUAAUCGCAACCCUCUCAAUUGGUUGGACCCAAGUGUAGUUGAAAAGUAUCCCAAACCGCUGCCUGCUAACACUAGUUCCAAGAAGAAGAGCACUAAGAAGUAGGUCAUUUGACUGAUAUUCGGCUGACAUUUCACUUGGUCCUUCUACAGAAAACUAUUAUGAUGUAUCAAAUACAGUCUGUGGUUUUUCGGUCUGAGCUGAACGUAUUUUGCUCUCGGUGAAUUUUGUCAGUGCUAUAAGAAAGAUUUAGUUUUGA
Solanum stenotomum is the source of this 495-nucleotide messenger RNA. RefSeq names its product signal peptidase complex subunit 1-like. The record is from RefSeq and is a predicted model, not a curated record. Gene Ontology annotation, biological process: protein targeting to ER. NCBI's taxonomy places the organism in Eukaryota, Viridiplantae, Streptophyta, Magnoliopsida, Solanales, Solanaceae. Bases 63 to 341 code for a protein of 92 amino acids. The transcript has 2 exons. Gene Ontology annotation, cellular component: endoplasmic reticulum membrane; signal peptidase complex.